AAUGAGGCGGUCUGAAGGAGUCUGGAGUCAAAUUCCUGAACACGUAGGAGCUCCUCGCGCUGCUCCGACACGACGCACGACCGACGCAGGAGCGCAGCGAAUAACGGAUUACUGAUCAAAUCAUCGAUCAGACACGGAUUUAUAUUUAUUUCUUCUACUUUAAGCCUACAACACGUCAUCGGAUAUCUAUCCAUUUUUCCCACAAAAAAAAAAAACACGACAUGAAGAUCUUUCCUCUCCAGACCGUCUGUUUACGCGCAGCUGGACCCACUUGUUUGCCGUGAGAAGAAAUGUAACAAGUAUCAAUACUUUAGUCAGAGAGUGUUUAGUAUGGUCGAAGGAGCGCGCGUAAAGAGCCGGUUUCACACGUCAUUCCAAAGAAGUGGAAAAAAAUAACAGCCCGGGUUCACUUUUCCACAACGGAAAUGAGCUCAGUCCCACUGCCUGGCUCCGCUUCUUCUAAAACAUGGUCGAUGUUCACUCCAUGGAGCACUACCGGGAUCUGAUCUGACUUGUGCCCAUAAACAGCGUGUUGUUGGUGGAAAGAUGUUUGCUGGACUGAUGGGGCUGGACUGUCACAGUAACUCUCUGCUUCACCACCGCGAGGUUAUUGAAGGUGGCAGAGCGUCAGGGACAGCUGGCAGCUCUGCUCGUAAGAGGCUCCACCGAAGGCCAGGGUACAUGAGAGGAGAGCAGUCCAGACUACAGAGCACUACUCCUUGGCAGGGGGAGGAGGAGGAGGAGGAAGAGGAGGAGGAAGGGAGGAAUACUUGCGUUAGGAAUGGAAAAUCUGGACGUCACAAUGACAUCACAGAGGGAACCAGCGCUCAGAGUCUAACGCCUGCUGUCAAAGUGUCCUUAAUGAAUCAGCAACAGCCUGAUAAACUCACAUGUAGCACCUGGAAGAGUAACAGUUUCCUCAGCUCUGUUGCCCCUGUGGACUGCAAUGGUGUUAACAGUAUAUCCACCCACCAGGGUCCGUCCUCUUUGCCCCAGAAUGAACUCAGGUUAAGCCCAAGCCCGGCCCUCAGAUCCCCACAAGAGGACUCCUUCAACUCCAGCUUCAGUUUCAUCCAACAGUCUCUCAACUCCAGCCAGAGGACCGACACAACCACGGUCACACCAACCCGGGAUCCAGAACCACUAAAUCAGUCCACCAAUGCACCUAGUUCACCGAAAACAAAACCAGCGACCUUUUCUAUUUUGCACAAUGUCUCAAAACAGUCAACUCCCGUCCAAUCACAGCCCCCAAACAGCCAUGCGGAGAAAGAGGAGCUGUCAUUAGGCAGGAGGUUUUGGCGGGACUGUCUGUGGGGUGACAGGGAGGUUUCGCCCGACCUGCCUGACUGUGACUCCCAAUCUCUGGAUAUAGAGAUCACCUCCUCACUGUCAGUGGAUUCGGACACCGCCUCUGCCUCCUCUGUCACCUCUGGCUACGAGAGCGCAACGCCUGCCUCUGACCAAGGCUGGGACAACCUGGUGAAGAAGUACGAAGGUGUGCUGCAAGACUGCCUCCAAAACAACCGCACUCACACCAAGAUUGAGUCCAUGAUGUUGAAGCUGCAGCGACUUCAGCAGAAAGCCAUUUUGGAUGACGACUAUGACGCAGCUGAGCGUUUUGGGAAAAAGCUGGAGGAGCUGUGCAGGGAGCGAGGUGCCCUGAAGCUGGGUUUACCCUCCACGCAGCCCAGCGUGGCUCUGUUCCUGGAGCGGCUCAGACAGGUGGUGCACAGCGCCCUCCAGAGGGCAGAGUGCAGUCAGUGCAGGGAGACUGUGGAGCCUGAUGCAGGGGAGCAAUGCGAGUCACUGCAGGGUCCACUGCAUCGAAGAGAUCGCCUGAUCCAGGAGAAACGGCUGGUCGAGGAGGAGAUAGCUGAGCUGCAGCGAAGGCUAACGGAGCUGAAGGACCGCAGUCGAUGCCUGGAGCAGCAGAUCCAGCAGGAGGAGCAGCAGGUGGAGGCCGAGGAGCUGGAGGGCUCUGUGCUGAGGAGCUGCACCGUGGCGCAGCUCCGCGAUAUGAGCCGAACCCUGCAAGACCUCGUCACCUCUGAAAAUCGCAUGCAGAUCUCCGUCUCUCCGUCACCCUCAAUGCUCAGACUCCAGGAGCAGGAGCAGGCUCUGAAUCUGUCCAUCAAGGAGGCCACUGCUAAAGUGGUCAUGAGUCAGAGGCUGGGCAGCAGCCUAAGGAGGAAAGUCAGUGAGACUGAAACUCAGCUUUUAGCACUGCAUGAAGCCAAGCUGGCAGCCAUCUCAGGUAAUGACUUCAGCAGUGCCAAGGAGCUGAAAGCUGAGAUGAAGGCAGUGUACCUGGAGCGGGACCGGCUGGAUGCCUUGGCCAAGAGGCUGCACAGUCUCAGCUCGGGAAGCAGCCAGGAGCUAGCCAGGAUGAAGGAGCAGCGGCAGCAGCUCAGGCAGGAGCUAGAGCAGAGGGAGGCCCAGCACGAAAGCCGGCUAAAAGAGAACACUACCAAGUAUAUCAAGCUAUUGGAGGACAGAUUGCACAGCUGUGGCUGUCCGGGCUUGGAGCGGAUCUGGGAGGCUGACAUGGAGGCAUGUCACUUGUUCUUGCGAGGCCUCCAGUUGCGAACACCCAGCUGCAGUGGAGGAGACAUCGAAGACCUCCCCACUGCAGCAAUUCAUCCUCCGACCCAGCCUUGCACCAAAGAAGAAGAAGACUGUGCCAUGCUGACUGCAUUGGGAGGGCGCUGGUGUCCCGAGGCCAACUUACAGAACUCUGAGUUCACCAAGAAAUUGGAGGAGUUUUUGUUCUGCAUGGAAGAAAAUCAUCCAGAGGAUGGGUGCAGCGAGGCUGCAGACCUGACCGAGCGUUGCGAGCUGAUCAGUGACAGACUAAUGACCUUGGAAGAUGAACUGCAAACGGCCAUACUGAACCGGGAUCAGGCCCUUACCCAGUCGCUGGAGAAGGAGGUCCAGGAAGUAAAAUCCACUUUACAGAGCAUGCUCGCACAGCUCAAAGAGGAAGAAGAGGAGGAAGAGGAAGUGAACGAGUUACAAGAUGAUGACCUAAUGAAAAUUGGGACAGAGGAAGAAGAGGAGGAAGAGGAGGAAGAUGAGGAUCAGUACUUCAGUGACAGCUGGGGCAUUUGAAAUGGAUGCUUGUCGUGUUUUAUGACCACUCACAGACGGAGCGGCUCUCUGAGAGUCUGACCUCAGCUUUGCAGUAGGACUGACCUCGUAUCCAUUUACUGUAAAGCCUCACUCAGAGGGCUUCACAACCGGCCUCUGGUACUGCUGAAAGUUUCCACUACAAAGCCUCGUAAAGUCUGUGUAAUGUCUGGUCCAUCUGCAGAUGGAAAAACCUGAAGGAUUUUGAUAUAAAUGCAAAAUAUAAGACACUUUAAUGCAAAUGUAUGAAGUUCCUCAAAUCUUGCCAGCUUGAGUUUACUCAGGUAAAGAGUGCCUUACAGGCCAUAGAGCUGACAUGUGAUUUUUUUUUUUCAAUUGAGUUUUUUUAUGCAAGUUUUCAUGUCUUGUCUUACUCGUGCUGAGCAAUUAGUGGGAUUGUGUUUUUUUCCUUAUUUACCAUAAAAAAUUAACUAAUAUCAGGUGAUUAUUUGGCUUAUUGAGGCUCUCAGAAGUUUGAAAACUUAAAAAGUCCCUUAAAAAGAGACUGUGUAACUUUUGAUGAACAACUUGCAUUAGUCAGAUUCAAACAGUCCUACCGCUAAGUGCAAAUACAUAAAAAUACUGCUUUAUAUGAUGUUAUUGAUACAUUUUCCAUGUUCUUACAUUCUAUGGCCAAUAUGAUACAAUAUCAGCUGGUAAAACAUGGCAAAAAUCAUCCCAGUGUGCACCUCAAUGCACAACAAGCUAACAGAGCGAAAGCUAGCUUCACUAAAUAGCAUGGUACAACAGCUGUAAGCAAAAACAUAUGAUUGGUUGAUGCUUCACCAUUUCAUUGGAGCUCUGAAAAAAGUUGAGGACAGCUCAGCUUUGAUUUGUAGUGAGUCAGGCCCGUCACACAGUGAUAAGUGGGGCUUCAGUUUGAAGUUUCAUGUCAGCAGCUGCAAAUACUGAUUAUUUUUUAUUAUCAAUCAAUCUGCCAAUUACUGUUACAAUUAAGCAUUUAGUUAAAUGUCAAACAUGCUCAUCACAAUGUCCCCGAGCCCAAGUGACGUCUUCACACUGCUUCUUUUGUUCAAGCUAAAGUGCAAAACCCAAAUACUAUCAUACAUUUACUCCAUCAGAUAUCAAUAUCUAUUAUAAAAGACAAAGAAAAGUCAAUUCUCACGUUUAAGAAGCUAGGACCAGCAAAUGUGUGACAUUUUUGCUUGAAAAAUGACUGAAAUGAUUAAUCAAUCAUAAAAAUAGUUGUCAAUUAAUUCUUUUUUGAUGAUUAAUUGACUAACUGUUGCAGCUCUACAUGUAGCCUGUUGCUUUGUACCUUGUGGUGUGAACUUGAUGACUCACAGCAGUAUACAGCAAUAUUAGCCGCCAUGUUACACUACAGGCAAAGUAAAGCUGUAUCACCAAAACCCUUGUUUGAAUUAAAUGGAACCAGGGUGAGGUACAUUACUCAUUAAUUUUUAUUUUGUAAGAGAAAGGAAGUGUUAUUUCUGCUUUCAAAAGUUACACAGUCUCAUUUAAAAAUUAAUGACGAAAACGAAAAUGUUUUUUUUUUUUGUUUUUUUUUUAAUGGCAAACCUGAAACCAGCUGAAGCUGAAAAAUCACUUAUUGCUCGCCACAACCACUUAAUUGAAUUUUGUCUGAGCACCAAGUGGACAGCCCAAACAUGUUUUACCGGUAACAGUCUUGCACAUAAACUUAAAUGUAUGCUUAAUUUUUAGGUAAGCUAGGCACUUAUGUGUGUUUUCUGUACGAUUGGACUUCAGUUAAGUGUAAUUUGUCCAUGAAAUAACUCAUUUGUGGUGCUACAGUUAAUGUGAGCUAACUUGAACACUUUAUUUUCUUUGUGUGGAAAAUGCAAUAUUUAGAUUUCUUCCUCCCUGUCUCAAAGCACUGUAUGCAUGGAGUGAUGCUCUUUAUUUUAAAAUACGUCUGUCACAAGUAAAAUUGUGUCUUAUGCAUGUAGGAAAUACUGAAGGGUAAAAAAAUCAGUGGACAAAUAAGUAUUUGCAACUGCUGUUUUUUUUUUCUAAAAUAAUUGCAUCUGCCACUGAUUGUGUGUUGUUUUUUAUUUUACUUAAUGUCAGCAGAAUGUUCUUCUUCAUUCCACUGGGUAUCCCAUUUUUGUACCUUCACCCAUUAAUCCGUUUUUUAAUUUACUGUGCAGCUUGAAGUCGCUGUAUCAUAUUUUAUAUUUAUUCCUUACAGCAUCUCACUAAUUACAGCAUGUUGUGUUCAGCCUAA
Molecule: messenger RNA, 5332 nt
Organism: Plectropomus leopardus (leopard coralgrouper)
Lineage: Eukaryota; Metazoa; Chordata; Actinopteri; Perciformes; Serranidae
Source: RefSeq, a predicted model, not a curated record